Molecule: messenger RNA, 728 nt
Organism: Stegastes partitus (bicolor damselfish)
Lineage: Eukaryota; Metazoa; Chordata; Actinopteri; Pomacentridae
Gene: pla2g10
Product: phospholipase A2 group X
Exons: 4
Coding region: 43-504 (153 amino acids)
Biological process (GO): arachidonate secretion; phospholipid metabolic process; lipid catabolic process
Molecular function (GO): calcium ion binding; phospholipid binding
Source: RefSeq, a predicted model, not a curated record
UGGCAGCGGAGAACACUUGCUGUGGAGAGCCUGUUGCAUGCCAUGACAGCGUUUUACCGGGUACUUCUGUUGUUGUCUGUGGCCCUGGCCUCUGCGGCGACCCGCAGGACCCAGCGGACGAAAAGAGGGCUACUUGAGCUGGCAGGAGCCAUCAAAUGCAGCACGGGGAGAUCUGCCUUGGCUUACAUGAUGUACGGAUGCUACUGUGGACUGGGCGGUCAAGGCUGGCCCAGAGACAGGGCCGACUGGUGUUGUCACAGGCACGAUUGCUGUUACGGAGAUGCAGAACAUUUCGGCUGCCAGACCAAAACAGACCAGUAUCAGUGGACGUGCGAGGACAGGAAAGCUGAGUGCGAUGAUUUGGAGGACAAAUGCGAAAAGCUGCUCUGCAAGUGCGACAGAGAUGCUGCCAAAUGUUUGAGAAAAGCACCUUUCAUCCGGAAAUACGCCCUAUGGCCUGACUUCAUGUGUGGCUACGAACACCCAAUGUGUAAUAUUUACUGACACAACAGAUGCACCCUUAUAUUCCAGUGUGCCUUUUGUAAAUACAAAAUGGUAAACUCACAGCACUUGUGCUUUAUUUUGUGUUUCUCAAGCUGUUUAUAGCAUUUAUUAUUAUCAGGUCUUUUAAUAAACACCACAAUAAGAUUUGAAACAAAUAAAACAGGUUAUUUUUGCAUGUGCUUUGUAUCAAAUGUUAUUUUAAUAAAGGACAAAACUGCUAUUAA